CUUCCUUCCGAAACCGAGCCCUCAGAAGCAGUGAGUGUAAGUAGCAUUUAGCCAUGGAACUUUCUCAAACACUUGCCUUGUUCCUAGAGGACUUCUGCGGUCAAGUGCACGUGGCGGACAUUCCCCCAGUCGAAGCUAUUGGCAGCCUUGCCAAGGGAAGGCGCAAGCCCUCGGCGGACUACAGGGUUUUCGUCGGAAAGCCGAGCCACGUAAACCUGCAGCCACACUUGGAGCGUCUCGUGCGCGAACUAUUGACUGCUAGCGCGUCCUGGACUAUACCACUGAGCAGUUGCCAAAUCAUGUCACCCCGAUAUCUCGAGAUUUCUCUGAACCGCGCCGCAGCUUACAGAUCGUUGUUCAGUUUUAUACUUGGCCCGCAAAGAGCAAGCGGUCAGCAGCUGGAACGGAGUGGCGGCGAAAGUGUGCUCAUUUUUGUCCCACACGCGGACGAAUCGUUCACCGGCAUACGAACUGAAAUGCUAGCUGCGUAUGCCUCAAGAUGCUAUGGCGACAGGGAUGUGGGUGUUAAAAUCUACACCAGCAAGCCAUCGCAAUGUGCUGCAGCGCCAUGCUUUUGGCGAUGUAAUCGCAUGCGACCAAAGCUUUCCUCUGGAACAAAUGAAAAUUAUGUAGUGACUGAUUACAUUAAAUUUUUUGAAGGGGAGGAUACAUUUGAUCUAAAGAGCUAUGUUGCUAGCGAGGGUAUUGACGUAUCAGGCUACGACAUACAUCUUGGCAAAGUGAGCAUUGAAAGCCCUGCAUUUGUGAUUGCUCGCCAGUUGGCGCACAUCCUCAAAAAUUACAGCGACACCAAUUCUAUCACUGUUCUUGUAGUCAUUCCAGCCUGUAAAGGUUUUGCUGUACAACAGGCUGGACUCUUGUGCACAACAAUGCUUCCUCGGGAUCAGCUUAACAAGCUUCAGCCAACGGUGCUUUACUUGAUUCAUGAGGGAACUUUUGAACUUCCUGAUCGUUCCUUCGACAAUUACUUAGAACAGAGGAGGACUUUUGUGACGGGAGCCUUUCAGCGUACUCGCGAAGACUUGUCUGCCUCUGCCGGAAGUGGCAGUUUUGAAGACGAGUCUGCAAGGGACAGUGACAGCUUACAGGUGGCAAUCGAUGUGCUUGUGGAGACUGAAGUCACUCACGAGUUCCUCUCAAGCAAGCAAAAUGUCAAGUUAAAACUGUGCGAGCGCUUGCGUCAUGCAGAGAAGGGUCACUACUUCUCCCAGUACACCUUGGCUAGGAUUGCUGCAAUACUAGACAAGUAUGAAUCGUCUGUAAAAGCAGGCACCUAUCCAGCACUGUGCCGGCUGGAAGACAUUGACUUUGGCCUGCUCUGCGAAGAGUCCGAGUGGCUGUUGUGGCACAGACUGUUGCUUUGCUGGCAGCUGCUUCGAGAGCCCAUGCCCCAGACUCUACCAGGCAGUGUCAAAGUGGAAGUGAACGCACACACUCUCCUCAGAGCCCUGGAGGCCCUCUGCACAGAGUUCAGUGCCUACUACAGCAAAGUCAGGGUUCUCGUUCAUCCAGAGCCUCACCUGAAUGCCAUGGUGUUUGCACGAAUUUGGCUCAUCAAAGUUGUCCAGAGGACAGUGCUGUGUGUGCUCAACAGGUUCGGCUUGAACGGGUUGGACAGGAUGUGA
Molecule: messenger RNA, 1646 nt
Organism: Rhipicephalus microplus (southern cattle tick)
Lineage: Eukaryota; Metazoa; Arthropoda; Arachnida; Ixodida; Ixodidae
Biological process (GO): tRNA C3-cytosine methylation; arginyl-tRNA aminoacylation
Molecular function (GO): tRNA binding; arginine-tRNA ligase activity; ATP binding
Source: RefSeq, a predicted model, not a curated record